Messenger RNA from Corvus hawaiiensis (hawaiian crow), 4076 nucleotides. RefSeq names its product spermatogenesis associated 7 (gene SPATA7). Lineage: Eukaryota; Metazoa; Chordata; Aves; Passeriformes; Corvidae. The record is from RefSeq and is a predicted model, not a curated record. The coding region runs from base 205 to 1995 and encodes 596 amino acids. Gene Ontology annotation, cellular component: rod photoreceptor outer segment; ciliary basal body; axoneme. Gene Ontology annotation, biological process: protein localization to photoreceptor connecting cilium; protein localization to photoreceptor outer segment; photoreceptor cell maintenance. The transcript is spliced from 12 exons.
CCAGCUGAGAGGAGGCCACUAUAGAGCUGGGAAUGCAAGAGUCCUGGAGCCACUGCACGAAAAGGGUUAAUGUCUUGGCAGAAUGAUGAGCAUAUUCCUCUGGAACAGCUGGGGAGACCUGAGGUCUAAAUCCAUCUGGGGCUGAGGGUUGUUUGAACCCAGGCUAAGGUCUGGGAGCUGCCCUUUGGAAGUUACAGUGUUCACAUGUCUCUGCACACAAGUGGAUACUCACCUGUUGUCAUUCCCAGAUGUGGACCAGCAAGUCCAUUUAAAGGACACUUAAGUACUAAGAGUAAUGCUUUCUGCAUUGACUCCUCUCGAAGUCUAACUGGCCAAUACCUGAUCAGAGAUCACAUGGUGUUUCAUUAUAACAGAAUCCUUUCAGCCAAAGCAGCUGUAGACUGUUCAGUGCCCAAAAGUAGGUUGACCAGCAUCAAAUUUGCUGACCAGCAAAGAAGAGAGAAACUGAAAAAGAAGAUAGCCAGGUGUGAAGAGAAAAUGAGUAUCUGUGAAACUGUCUCCCGAUCCUGUUCAAGAGACAGCGGAAGGCUGCUGCCAUCCUCUUUUAGAAAGAGUUUCUUGGAAGUAGAAGACAAUCUCUUUCCCUGUGCUGGGCAAGCACAGUACCUAUCAAGAGCACCGUCUCCUUUUGGCCAGCAUGGCUCGGUUCGCUCCAGUCCGGUUAAACAUGCCAGAAAGUGUUCUCGGAAUACAUCCAGGGCAUCUCACUCAUGUGUCUGUACGUCAAGGCCACCAAGUAAACACUCUGGACUUUCAUGCAGUCACUCCAUUGAUAAUUUUGUGAGCAUUGGUUGUUCCCAGAGGUGUCAAGGAAACAACCCCAAAGUGAGCAGCGGGGAUCUUCUAGAGAGGCACUCUGAAUACUUUACCAAGAGCCGAAAACCUUUUACUCCACGCACCUUAAUAUCAAAUGCUAAAUCUCUCCUGACAGAGUACAGGUAUUACACUCCUGCUCGAAGGAAGAAGAAAAAUCGCCGCAAGCAGCGUGUGGAAGCUCAAACACAGACUGAUAUGAUCAGCUUUCCAUCUGCAGACAAAGUGUAUGUGAGAAAAGUUAUGUGUGAACACCAGAAGAUCCCAUCAAAGGCUGAAGCUAAAAGAUAUACUCUGGAUGAGCCUGAGAGAGGAAUAGAUGGUUGUCAAUACUCCGUCCUAAGAGAGACAUCACGGCAUCCUCAGAAGUGUUCACCAAGGAGGACUGCUGAGGCCGAAGAAGAGGAGCUUUUAUAUUUAACUUUCAUUGAAGAUGUAACAAAUGAAAUUCUUCGACUUGGGUUAUUUUCUAACAGGGUUCUGGAUCAACUGUUUGAGUGCUAUAUAGAAGAAAAUAAGAACCGCUUGGAUGAGGGCAAAAUGCGCCAGAUGUUGGAUGUGCUGAAAUCAGACCUCGGUUGCAGCCAGGACAGUGACACAGAGCUAAUCCAUGAAGACCGGGACAGUGACACAGAGCUAAGCCAUGAAGGCCGGGACAGUGACACAGAGCUGAUCCAUGAAGACCGGGACAGUGACACAGAGCUGAUCCAUGCAGGCCUGGACAGCGAGACAGAGCUGAUCCAGGCAAGCCGGGAAGCCUCAGAGUCACUGGAUCUGCAGGAGUCUGAUACGAUAGAAGAGCUCGAGUUUACCAGUAAAGGUCACAGGCUGAGGAAAGCUACAAAAAGUGAAGAAUUCCUUGAGAGCAUCAACUUGUCAUUACAGGAACCAAACAAAUGUGAAUCACUGUCAUUCAGCGAAAGGUCAAGGGAGACACAGAGCAGGGAGGACUUUUCAGAAGAUACCACAGAAAUGAUGGAUGCUGGGACAGAGUCUGAUUUCUGUGGUGUGGAAUUUGAAGAACACCCAGACACUUUACCCACAUGUGAGGCAGCUUCAAACUUGAUUGCUUGUGACAGUGAUUUGGAAGUCAAUAAGGAACUUGAUGAACUGAAAGAAAACUUUGCAGACACCCUUCACAUUUCACGUAACUAUUCAUAAUAGUAACCAAAACUUACCUGUUACACAGGGAUAGAGCUCCUUCUGUGGUGAACUGCCAUUUGUCAACUAGUAGUAAAUGGUUCGGUUUAUUUUCAAUUAUUUCUGUUUAAAUACUGCUAAGAUCUCUCUAGCAGGAUACUAUUAAUUGGGCAUUAAUUAAUCUCUGUGUAAAUUAGACCUUAAAGGAUAAUGGGUCAGUUAUCAGAAGAAUUUUGUAUAUUUUGCCUAUAAUUGUAUAACUUGAAACAAACUUGAGAAUAUUAAAAUUAGUUUUAUAUUUUUAAAAGAUGUCAUAAUAAAUUAUGCAAUAUUUAUUGUUUUAAAUUAAUUGAUAGUGCAGUUGUGGUCCUGCUAUAAAGAUCUGAGAUUUUGUAGUCUGCAAGAAUUAAACAACUUAACAUCAAUUUAACAUCAAAAAAUGUCCUCUUCCGGAACGGACAAACAGUUCCACUGUGUUGCCACUCACAGAAGCCCACAAAUGAAAAAUCAAAUUAUUUCACAAGAACAAAACUAACAUUUAAGAGUUCUACAUUGAUUAAUGACUGCAGUACUUUAUUUUCAGUUCUUAACUGAGUGAGACCACUAAGUUCAAUUUCUUGUACUGAUGACAACCACAGCAUAGCAUUCUGCAUCAGGCUUUGGUUUUGGAAAAGGAUUGAGUUGCUCACUGUUUGAUGGCUAGGACUAUCUAGUAGAAGACACAUCAGGCACCUUGUACAGCAAAUGGAAAAGAGGUGAUGUAUUUUCUGGUUAAAGUUUAAACUGAAGUAGGACAUGCAUUGCACAAAAUCAACCCCAAUUUCAUUGUUUAAUCGGAGUACAGCUAUUGCCUGACAUUCCAGUUACUGCAGAAUGAGCUCAGCAGGUUCUGAGGAAAGACUGGCAAGUCAUACCGUUCUGCUGUAGGUGAGGAACUAGGAGAAGUCUUAGGAACUGGAUAAAGCCUGUCCCCUAAUAUCUCCUAGGAUCAGUUUUUAACCUUCUUCCUCCAAGGACAAGCCCAAGUUGUACCAGUUCAUACAUAACAGCUGCCACCACCCACCUCCCCUGUGCCUCGUGAGCAUUGACCAAAGACUGUGACUCUGUCGGCCAGGUGACCCAUUGCAGCUUCAAGUAGCUCCUACAGAUACAGACCACUGCUUCACUUGUGAAGCAUAAACUUUUGGACAAAAGAAAUGUCAAAAAACAUCUAGAGGAAGCCAGUCAGAGAAAAACAACAUAUCUGGCACAAUCACAGCACUGCAGUGCAGAACAUAAUUCUCAAAGAAAGGAAAAGGCACCUUCCUGGGUGCCUUUUCCACAAUAAUAAAUAGCACUUGUUGACAAUGACAGCACCGGAGUUCAUGUUAGGCAUGUACAUGUGGCUGGGCAGAUGGGCACCAGCCUUUCAUCUGCCACACUCAGCUGGCUGCCUUGUACAUCUGGCCUGCAGCAUGAGUGCUCUGUCUCACUGCAAAGCAGGUGAGAUAAUGUGAGGACUUUUGCAUCCCCCCAUCAGAGCCUGUCUUGUUGAAAAGAUCUGGCCACAGGGCUGAGUCAGUACAGUGCAGAGGGUUUGUCCUCAAUCACAAGUGAUCACAGGUCUUCUCCCAUCCCCAAGGAAACUCCCUCUUCUAUUCCUUACCUCAGAGAGUUGAACAGAAGGGGAUGCCCUAGGAAACUGUUGUUUGUACUUUAUGAAGAAUUCUGACACAGAGGGACUGGUUAGAAAGCUGAAGAGCACGGUUAGAUGUAUCCAAGUAUAAAGCCUUUUUGCUCCUCAGACAGGACUUCACCCACUCUUGGGGCCCUCCAAUUUCUCCAUUCUUGGUCAAUAAUGGGAAUUUAGGGGUUUUUUUCCCUACCUGUCUUUACACUUGUGACUUGUACAUCAGCAAACGUCACUCAGCAAACUUUGGCUUCUUGUCAACAUGAGUCUGAUCAAAGAUUAAUAAGAAUUCCACAUUCAAAUUCUGUAAAUGAAAAAAUACUGUAAGAAAAUACCACAGCAGUGAACCUCACAGAAAGGCACAAGUAAUGACAUACUCAUUUCCUGUUAUACGAGUAACACAAAAAUAAAUAAAAAUAGCUCCUUGACCAUA